AUGUCGCUGUCGCUACAAGAAACAGGCGCGACGUCGGCCAUCGACCACCUCGACCACCUCGACCAAGAGGCCGCUGCACUCGCCGCCGACAUCCUACCCAUCUUCACCUCAUUAGCGCCUGUCGAAGCCAUCUGGUCCUCUGAACGCCUCGAUUUCACAGAGCAGCGUAGAUCCAUCGUCUUUGGUGAAUCUCUCUUCUUUGACGAACUGCUAGCAUUUGCCUCUAUCGACACUGCGCUCUAUCCUCCUCGCUCAACGCAGCAACUCUCAACACUACUCACGGCCAUCUUUGCUGCCAAUUCGCUUGACUACCUCAAGCAGCUUUCGCUCGUGUACUACCUCUUGCUCGAUCUGGAUGCAUACUUGGAACAGAUCAGCCUCGAUCAGCAAGCAGCUCCGUCUUUGACCAACGCAACUUUGGCUGCAGAGCGCUUUGCCGAUACCUAUGUUGUGCUGCCUCAGUUCACCGAUGCUAUGCAGGGAUACUGGCUCCUUGACAACGACAAGUACGAACAGGCCAUUCCGCUGCUUGCGGUCGCCGACUUUGUGCCCAAGAUCAUGCGCACUCUUUUCCUCCCUUCGGCUUCCGAGCAUCGAUCCGACGCGACCCGCGCCAAGCUUCUGCUUCGCUUCCUGCGCACUUCGAACCAGACAACCUCUUCGCCACCUGGCUCGGAAGGCUUCCUCAAAGAGAUCGAGAUGCAGAUUCAAGCUCUCUGCUUCGUGUCCGGUCCCGCUCGUGCGUUCUCGGAGAUUCGUGCGCUCACUUGCAUCAUUCAAGACGAUGAACAGCAACGCGUCUCGGUCCGAGCCACGCUCAUUUUCAAGGUCCUUGAGCACUGCUUUGCUCCUCCGCGUCCAGCUGCCAUCCAGAAUCUUCUAGCUUGCAGCCUCGACCCCGAGGAGGAGGUGACACUAGAGAGCUUUGUACUCUCUCCUCCAGCUGCCAUGACCGCAACAUGGAGCUACGUUGCCGCCGACGUUCUCAUCGUUCGAUACAUCAGCCAGGGAAGGUACAUGGAUGCCGUCGGCCUCGACCGCAGACUCGGUCCCGACGUCAGUCAGGGCCACUCGACCGCCAAAGAUGCACAGCAGCGAACCAAGAUGAUGGAGCAAAGAAAGCGGAUGAUUGCUGGAGCCAGAGAGAUCCUACCGGAAGUACAGAAGGAGCUUCUACGUAUCGAGGAGUCGGUCGAGAUCAGUGGUGGAGCAGAGGUGGAGGCCAAACAGGAGACCGCCAUCAACGGAGCGGCCAAUGGUGUCACUGGCGAGACAACCGCCAUCAACGACUCUGCCGACCGCUCCUAUCUGGUACCCGUACCACUCAGUGCAUCACCUGCGGCGCGGCGCUCCAACACACAUACUCGCUCGACGCAGGCAGCCAUCUUGUCGGCCGUUGUGCGUGCAUCCGCCUCGCCAUCGGCACCCAACACGCCCACCAUGGCGUCCGUAUUGAGCGGAACUCUUUCAAACACCACUUCUCCCAACGCCACGCCUGGCCGACGCGGCUCGCCCGCACAACACCCUGCUGCCAUGCUCGGAUUUCUUGCCAAGAACGCGCUCAGCGGCCAGACUCGCGCUUCUGCCGGCUCCGAUCUCGCCGACGAGCCCAUGGACGAAGCUUCGCAAGAUGUUGAUGAGUCUGCCGUUCUCGUGUCCAAGCCCGUCGACGCUGUCAAGAAUCAUCCCACACUCACAUCCAGCAGCCCCUUUUCGGGUCUGCCGAAGCUCAGCCGCGCUGCAGUGGCAGGUCAACGCGCUUCGGUGGCGUCUGGCUCUCGUUCCCCCUACCAGUCUAGUCCGCGCGCCUUCCGUCCCGCCAGCACGUCUCCGUUUGCCGCUGGCGCUUCUAGCUCGAUCGGCAGCUCUCCGUCGCUCAACGGCAGUGCUUUGGGGCCAAGCAAGCUUCGUGGUGCUAUCGGACUCGUUUCGCAGCAUGGCAAGAAAAGCCGUCUCGCACGAGAAGAGCCGAGCACUGUUUCGGACGAAAGCGAUCUAGAAGAGGCGGAUCGCGAGACACAGGACGAUGCGGGCGAUGACACGUUUGUUCAGGCUGGAAAGCAUGCUAAGGCAAGCAGGGCAUCUGGUGGGGAUGUGAGCAUUGGACGUCUCGUGCCCGGUCGACGCGGAUGGAACGAGGCGCAAGAGGAUGCUGCUUUGGCAGACGAGAGCGAGAUGCACGCUUUCACCUCGGCCGAACCGCCUACGAAGCGACGUACACGCAAGACAGUCACCGCUGCCACACCGACCGGCAAAUUGACGCGUUCGCGUACAGGCGUACACCUCAACAGCCAAGAUGACACUUCUCGAGCAAGGUUGACCAAGAGCCGUUCCGAAGUAUCACUCGCUCGUGAAGGUGGAAAACGGAUGACACGCUCGACUAGCUCGGCCAACCGUAAACCGCUGACGCUGUCCAAUCUGGAACAGCAUUCACGCGCAGAUGUCGGCACGCUGGACGAUUCAGCUCCGAUCGCAAGACGCACACGUGCAGCAACGGCAGAGUUGGAGAGUAUCAGUGGAAGCCAGGCGAACGAAGGCGGUAGUACGAUCUACACAAUAAGCGAAGUGGGUGAUGGGAACGAUGUGAUGGGCGCCAAGGGUUCGACAAAGAGGCGGACGAGGAAAACAGCUGCACCGCAAAAGGAAGGCGUAAGGCGCUCGAGCAGAUUGGGUGGUGACGCGGAAGACGCUGCAUCUCCAGCGAAAAGGAGAGCAGCGCGUGGCUCUAAAAAAGGAUCCAAGAUGCCCGGCGGUCUCGAGUGA
Molecule: messenger RNA, 2763 nt
Organism: Mycosarcoma maydis (corn smut)
Lineage: Eukaryota; Fungi; Basidiomycota; Ustilaginomycetes; Ustilaginales
Exons: 2
Coding region: 1-2763 (920 amino acids)
Source: RefSeq, a predicted model, not a curated record